Molecule: messenger RNA, 1194 nt
Organism: Actinia tenebrosa (Australian red waratah sea anemone)
Lineage: Eukaryota; Metazoa; Cnidaria; Anthozoa; Actiniaria; Actiniidae
Source: RefSeq, a predicted model, not a curated record
AUUGCUUGUGGUUGGUUGCGUAAAUGAAUCAAUAAGUGAAUGUCUGGGUCAACGUCAUUCUCCCUCCCGCCAAAUAUGGUGUGAUACGGAUGUUCAAAGGUUUUCCAGCCGGCGCCGCCCAUGCCCUCUCCUCAAAGUUGAGUUGAAAAGGCCACCGUAAAGUUUAUAACAAAGCACGCUGCCCCAAAUAUUCCAGGGGCGGUUGAGGAUCGAUCGAGUUCCGAAACAAGCACUAACAGAUCGUCGUUGUCAAGCCUGGGGAAAAAACACUUUGAAGUUACAGUCGCGUCGUUCAUCAGUCAAGAGAGUCGACAAUGAGUGAACCACAGACGACAACAACGGAAGAGCCAAAGUCACAGGCGCCACCUGAUUAUCAGCAGUCUUCUCCAGAACAAUACCCCAUUCAGGCUCCGCCCAUGAUGCAGCAAGGUCAGCCAAUGAUGCAGCAAGGUCAGCCAAUAAUGACGCAGCCAGGUCAGCCAAUGAUGCAGCAAGGUCAACCAAUGAUGCAGCAAGGUCAGCCAAUAACGAUGCAGCCAGGUCAGCCAAUGAUGCAGCAAGGUCAGCCAAUGAUGCAGCAAGGUCAGCCAAUGAUGCAGCAAGGCCAACCAAUGAUGCAGCAAGGUCAACCAAUGAUGCAGCAAGGUCAAAUGGCACCAAUGCAUUCCCAAACUACCAGUAGUACAAACGUGGUAUUGAUCAACCAGCAGCCUGUUACUGCCCGUGCUGCCCCACGAGAGUGGAGUACAGGAUUGUGUGGCUGCUGUGACGACUGUGAAACUUGUUGGUAUGCGAUUUUCUGUGGAAAAUAUUUGUUGUGUGACCUUUCUCAACGUCUAGGAGAGGGCAGAUGCUUCGUCUGUUGUUGCCCCUUUCCUCUUCUUAGCCUCAGGAUAAAAUUCAGAACUGAACAAAACAUCAAGGGAUCACUGUGCAAUGACUACUUGACGGUUGAAUUCUGCGCUCCUUGCGCCUUGUGUCAGCUGGCGAGGGAGAUUGACCACGUUCAACGCAUACAAAGAGUCAAUUGAGGUUGUAAGUCACAUGGUAACUAAACCUUGUUCGCUAAUUUUCAGCAAUUUCGUUUACAGUCUAGCUUGAUAGUAGAGUAGCAAUACGUAAUGGCGUUUUAUCGUUUUUCUGCCAGUUAUAUAAUCAGCAUUUUAUUCUAUCUUAUUUUGAAACCGUUAAAAG